AUGAAAACUUUAUAUUUCCAAUUUUUCCUCCUUUUCCUUUAUCCAAUCGAGUCAGCUGGACCGGGAAAAGUGCCUUCAAAACCGUCGAAAUUGUGUGCUGAUGAGAAAUGCACAGUCCCUCUAUUCACCUCAAAAGUCACCAGAGCUUUGCCAAAUUUUCACGAGCAAUUUCUAAAUGGACUCAAAGAAAGCGAUGAGGUUCAAAUUGUCGCUUUCAAGUUCAGCAAUCGACCGGACAUGAUGGAGGCUAUUACAGUUGAUGGACAGCGCGGGUUUAUUCUUGAUGGAAUGAUCCAGCGCUCCCCGUUCGCCGGUUUCCUUAAAAAAGCGAUCGAUGGCCAAUUCGAGUUGAAAGUGAUCAGCCAGGACAAUAAGGAUAUCGGAGAGAAAAGGGUUUUAGGCACCGUGCUCGCGCAUCUCGACCUAAUUCGGGACUACAAUGUGGCGGCGAAACGAGCGGCGGCUGAAUUGGGCGCUGAGCCUCCCCCAGAGUUGCCCGUACCCGAGAUUCAACCGAAAGGACACACCCAUUCACAUUCGCAUUCACACAAUGCAGGACAUGGGCAUUCACAUGGCGGAAAUGAUCACUCACAUGAAGGACAUGGACAUAGG
Messenger RNA from Mesorhabditis belari, 612 nucleotides. Lineage: Eukaryota; Metazoa; Nematoda; Chromadorea; Rhabditida; Rhabditidae. The record is from the annotation of a GenBank genome assembly.